Messenger RNA from Selaginella moellendorffii, 734 nucleotides. RefSeq lists its product as uncharacterized. The coding region runs from base 15 to 428 and encodes 137 amino acids. The record is from RefSeq and is a predicted model, not a curated record. The transcript has a single exon. NCBI's taxonomy places the organism in Eukaryota, Viridiplantae, Streptophyta, Lycopodiopsida, Selaginellales, Selaginellaceae.
GAGAGGACGAGAGAAUGCUGUUCCCAUCGACUGCCCGGCGGAUGCGGCAUUUCCGUCCGCGGGUAGCGCUGGGCGACACGGAGACUUUUACGCGGCUGGUGACUGACAUCCUGCGCGAGCACGAGAUGGUGACGGUGGACGAGUGCUGGGGGCAUUUGCAGGAGCGAGUAGAGCACGGGGAGCUCAAGAGCAAGCGCCACAUGAGGCGGCUGCUGCAGUGGAUGGGCGAUAUGCAGAUUCUGCGCAGGGAGAGCGUUCGAUCGGGCGGCCCGCCCGUGCUGCUGCUGUGGGAUGCGCCGCCAAUCCACAAGGAGCGGCAGCCGGAUCCAGAUCUGUCGCGAGAGCAGCGCGGUAGCCGGUCUCGCGAGUGGCUCUGGAAGCCCAGGAAGAUCACGCUGUGGGGGGAUAAGAAGCUGGAUUGGAUCUAGCCUGUAGCGAUCGAGUUCUUGCGUGGAGGAAGUUAUUUUGGAUUUUUUCUUUCCUUGUCCGCUGUUGCUUGAAGAAGUCGCCCAGUCUGGCUGCUUCUGGCAAGUUUGUCAACAACAGACAGGCACAGGACGACAAGUUGGCACCAUCGAAUUUAAUAGCCUCGCCACUGCCAGUGAGAUAAAUCUCUCUUCCGCGAGCCUGGGAGUGAAAGACUGGCCGCUGGGACUGUGCUACCCUGUGCUCGCUCGGACGACACAGAGAGCUUGUCACUUUUGACGACUAGAAUGAAGAUCAUAGCUUUCUUC